GAUAACACAAAUUAAUCAGGAGCCGAGAAUAAUUGAGGCAAUAUAAAGUGCGAUUCGCGCGAGCCGCCCGAAAUCGAUGGCCAUGGAGCCAACUGUGUUUGUCAUCGCUCUGAUCGUGAUUGGAAAUAUAAAAAAUUGUGUGUCAGUGGAGAAUAAUACCACACGAGAGAAAAAUCCUAUAGAAAAUUUCAAUGAAAUGAUAGAACAACUAAUUGCAAGAACUGAGAGAAAUCAUACACCAGCUCCAACCGAAGAAACAAUCAUGAACCAAAAUCAGAAACCAAAGAAUGCACAAAAACCAUCAACUGAAAAACAAAUGUGGCAGGUGUUAACCACAAGAGCAGUUCCAAAUGCGGACAGUGCAGAUGCAAGUGUAAAAUCUACUGAACAUGAUUUAAAUAAUAAAAACUCUAAAAUCAUUUACGUAAACAAUUUUCCUUUGAACAAGUCUUUAGAACAAGCCAAAGAUGGCAAAAUAGAUAGUGAAAAUAAAACGCCACUUCCUUUUUUUGGCCAUGACGACAAUAAUAUACCUGAUAGUACAAAUUUAAAACCAAGCUUUAACAAUAACGGAAAUAUGUAUGAAAGAACUGAGCCACAAUAUAAUUUGGAAUCAUUAGAAGAUAGUAAUAAACUACCGUGGUUUAAUUAUAAAGAAAGAUUUGAAGAUCUGCCACCUAGACGUAGUUUAAGUGCCAAUGUACCUCCUAACCAUAACCCGACGGAUCAUGGUUUAGGGGUUGUUGUUAAGGAGGAAAUAGUUUUUGAAAUUGAAGACGAAAAACCACCUGAAUCUUCAAAUCCUCCAGUAAAGAUUCGUAUGCACACUACAACGCCAAAACCAAAGCCAUCGACUAAGCCCAAAAUCAAAGGGAAAAAUAUGACUAUUACAUAUCUUCCGUUUUUUUCAGGUUUAAGAAAUGUCUCGGGUAAUAUCACAGAUAAAUCGAAAAUUAACGGAUUCACUCAUAUGAAAACCCAGACAUCUAAAGGCAGGCCUCCAAUUGCAGGUGCAAUUCUAAACAAAAAUCAAUUUAAUAUUCCACCACAACUGCUAAGGCAUGCCGAGGAUAAUUUAAAACUGCAGACAGAAUUUAAGAAAUUGAAUGAUAAAAUUAAUAAACUUCAAGAGAUCCUGAAUAAAACUCUUGGUAAGAAGGAUGAACCCACGUCUCGUAAUUUACAAGUAUCAAAUAAAGACCCCAAAUUGCCUGAGCUGCAUGACAAACCGCACACUGAGGCUGAUGUUUUAAGAACUGGUGGUUCUGAUGUAGGCCAUCUAAAUUUAGCAAAAACUUUUACAAAUCCAAGUGCCAUAUCAGUAAGUCACAAUACUACACCACUUAUUUUAAAUUCAAAACAAGGAAUGGUGGAAAACGAAAUAUUGAGGAAAAAAAUCACACCGCCCUUACCACCGAUUUUACUGAAUGAAGCUCCGUUAAUAGAACCAAAGAUGUUGCAAAGACGUUUGCUGCUACUUAAAUUGGCAAAUAUUGCAAAAUUGAAUCGACAUGUGCAUAUGUUAAGCAAAGUGAGAAAAAAAACCAAAUAUAUCUAUCCCGUGCCUGUCUAUCGUCGGCGAGUAAUUCUAAAACCGCUUGCGAGAAUUCUGUAA
Molecule: messenger RNA, 1615 nt
Organism: Cydia splendana
Lineage: Eukaryota; Metazoa; Arthropoda; Insecta; Lepidoptera; Tortricidae
Exons: 2
Coding region: 77-1615 (512 amino acids)
Source: RefSeq, a predicted model, not a curated record